Messenger RNA from Lucilia sericata (common green bottle fly), 1295 nucleotides. RefSeq lists its product as uncharacterized. The coding region runs from base 89 to 1183 and encodes 364 amino acids. The transcript has 2 exons. NCBI's taxonomy places the organism in Eukaryota, Metazoa, Arthropoda, Insecta, Diptera, Calliphoridae. The record is from RefSeq and is a predicted model, not a curated record.
CUUAAUGCUAUAAAAGCCGUAAUUAAAAUGAAGUAAAUUUAUUGCUGCAAUAAACAACUAAGUGUGAAUUAAAUUGAAUGAAAAAAUCAUGAAAGAAUUAAAUUAUUUCCUAAUUUUUGGCAUUAUAGCACUAUUUGCCAUAAAACCUUUGCAAGCCUCCAACAACUUUUCGAUAGUGUUGGGCAAGCAGCAGCUGGAGGACUACUUUGAUGAAGGUGUAGAAAUUAUAGAAAAAGAAUUUUGUAAAAAACUCAAAACCGUUGCCAGAAAAUUACUAACGGAUAACGAAUUACAAAAUUCUAAAUCACAACCAAUGAAAGAGUUUCAAAAUAAUAUAACUGAUUAUCUUUAUAAUUAUGAUUCCUAUAUGCGUUAUGAUCUUUACAAUGUAUUGAUACUUCAAUGGGAAAAUAUAAUUCAGAAGUUUAAGUUCAACAUUGUAAUGAAAUUAUUAAACAAAUACGGUUAUAAACAACUAAGAGAUGAUUAUGAAAGGCAAUAUGAUAAAUUUAUUAAACAAAAAUUUCUACCCAAAUUUGAAGAACAUAAAAAAGCCUUAAUAAACUGGGGCAAUAACUUGAAAAUGUGUCCCGACUAUCGAUGUCAGUGGAAAUACAUUGAUAUGUUUAUGUUUGAGAACAAAACACCAAGAAACGAAUUACUACUCUAUUACACUGACAAUCUGGAUAAUCUUUAUAUGUUUGUUGGCACAAGUGAAUACGAAAUCGCUCAACGCUUAUUAAAGUCAUCAAAACUAGCACUGCUUAGUCCCGCUUUAAAGAGAAAUCUUACAAAAGAUCUCCAAAACUUCAUUAAUAAAUACGAAAAACACGAUAGUUUGACAGAAUUAAUAAAUUUAAUAGACGAUUUUGAUGAUAAUAUUGAGGACAAAUAUUACUUUAAUUCAACUAUUCCACUAAAAGAUCAACAGCUUGUUAAACAACUUUUUGAUGAGGAAGGAGCUUAUAAGAAAUUUUUAACUCAAUAUGAAGAGAAAAUGAAGCAGUUUAUACAUGAAGGCCUUUUCCAAAAAUUUCAACAAUUUAAGGCAACACUUAAUAAGAAAGAUUUGGCCGAAGAACAGGAUUUACUAGAGUGGUAUGAUCAAUUGAAAGGUUUGACUAAUAUUAAAGAUAUUGAAAAUUCAAUUACUAAGUACUAUUUCCAAAAAUAUAUUAACUAAGAUAUUAAUCCGAUAUUUAAAGUAAUUUUGAAUAUUAUUUAUCUGAACUGAAUGCUAUUACAUUUUGGUUUAAUUUAAGAAAUGCUAUUUUAUCAAAUAAAAUAUUUUAUCA